Molecule: messenger RNA, 852 nt
Organism: Python bivittatus (Burmese python)
Lineage: Eukaryota; Metazoa; Chordata; Lepidosauria; Squamata; Pythonidae
Source: RefSeq, a predicted model, not a curated record
UAGGAAGUCGUCUGAACAAAGACCUGAGACAUUAUCUCAACCAAAGGUUUCAGAAAGGAUCUCCAGAUCAUGAGCUGCAACAGACUAUUAGAGAUAACCUUUAUCGCCAUGCUGUGCCUUGCACAACACGUCCUCCAAGAGAAGGAGAAGUGCCUGGUGUGGACUAUAACUUUCUGAGCGUGCAAGAGUUUCUGGAACUUGAAAAAAGCGGAACUCUUCUUGAAGUAGGAACCUAUGAAGGUAACUAUUAUGGAACACCCAAACCUCCCAGCCAACCCCUCAGUGGGAAAGUGAAUAACGCUGAUGCUUUGCAAAACCUCCCGUCAAGUUCCAAGCAGACAACUCCCAAACGAACCAAGUCCUACAAUGAUAUGCAAAAUGCUGGUUUAGUACAUGCAGAGAAUGAAGAGGAUGACACCCCUGAAAUGAGCAGUAGCUUUACAGCAGACUCUGGUGAACAAGACGAGCACAAUAUACACAGUAUAAGAGAUGCAGCUCUCCCAUCUCUGAAUAGUAGCAUCACCAUCGUUCCCACCACGGAACCUUCUGAGAAGCUCCCUCAAUACCUACCUCCUUGUGCAGAGGAAAACUUGGGUCCUCUGCCUGAAAACUGGGAGAUGGCUUAUACAGAGAAUGGAGAAGUCUACUUUAUAGAUCAUAAUACUAAAACAACGUCUUGGCUAGACCCAAGGUGCCUGAACAAACAACAAAAGCCUCUAGAAGAAUGUGAAGAUGAUGAAGAAGGGGUACACACGGAGGAACUGGACAGUGAACUAGAACUACCUGCUGGUUGGGAAAAGAUUGAAGAUCCUGUAUAUGGUGUCUACUAUGUAGAGUAAGUCCAUUGUAUGG